Messenger RNA from Neltuma alba, 1988 nucleotides. Its product is annotated as UDP-glucuronate 4-epimerase 3. The record is from RefSeq and is a predicted model, not a curated record. Lineage: Eukaryota; Viridiplantae; Streptophyta; Magnoliopsida; Fabales; Fabaceae. The transcript has a single exon. Bases 334 to 1632 code for a protein of 432 amino acids.
UGUUAAUUCGUUUUUAAAUAAAAAUCCCUUCUUUAGUCCUCUUUUUUGUCUGUAAAUCUAUAUGCCCGUAAGAGUGGCCAGCAUCAUCGCCAUUCACCAACCCAUCUCUCCAAGAAACAAGAAGAAUCGUAUAAUACAGCGAGGAUAAAGAGCUAGAAGAACACUUUCUUUCUCCACUUUUCUUGUUUUGGACACUAUUCCUUAAGGAUCCCAGUUUAUGAAACCCUAAGCCUAACGUUUUCGUGAAGCGAGAGCUGGUAGAUUUCAUCCACAUUUUGAGGAAGGAGGAGAAAGAAGGGUAGUGUGUGUUUGUUUCCUUUGAGAUUUGCUUAAAUGUCACAUUUAGAUGAUCCUCCCUCCACUCCAGGAAAGUUCAAGAUGGAAAAGUCCCCGUAUUUUCACAGGGUUCGAUGGCAUUCCUCUCUCGCGAAGCUCACGUUUUGGUCUCUCGUGUUCUUAGGUCUGAUUUUUAUUUUCUUUUUCCGAUCGCCACCAUCCGGGUCGCUGCCUUCAGAUCCAUCUCGCCGUUCCCUGAGAACGAGCGGAUGGGGUGGUUCCGCAUGGGAGAAGAGGGUUCGUUCUUCUGCAAAAGUGAGGUCUCGCAAUGGGAUAUCAGUGCUGGUUACCGGAGCCACCGGAUUCGUCGGUACCCAUGUCUCGGCAGCUCUCAAACGCAGGGGUGAUGGUGUACUUGGCCUUGACAAUUUCAACGAUUACUAUGAUCCUUCUCUGAAACGCGCUCGCCAAGCUCUUCUAGAGCGCACCGGUGUGUACAUUGUUGAAGGUGAUAUCAACGAUUCAGCGCUUCUUAAGAAGCUAUUCGAGGUUGUACCAUUUACCCAUGUGAUGCAUCUGGCUGCUCAAGCUGGCGUGAGGUAUGCAAUGGAAAAUCCUGGAUCCUAUGUGCACAGUAAUAUUGCUGGUUUUGUGAAUCUACUUGAAGUUUGUAAAUCAGUAAACCCACAACCUGCAAUAGUGUGGGCAUCUUCUAGCUCUGUUUAUGGACUUAAUACGAAGGUGCCCUUCUCAGAAAGAGAUAGAACAGACCAGCCUGCUAGCUUAUAUGCUGCAACUAAGAAGGCUGGGGAAGAAAUUGCUCAUACAUAUAAUCAUAUAUAUGGCCUUUCCUUAACAGGAUUGCGAUUCUUUACUGUUUAUGGACCUUGGGGUAGGCCUGAUAUGGCAUACUUCUUUUUUACAAGAGAUAUUUUGAAGGGGAAGUCGAUUUCCAUAUUUGAAGCGCCUAAUCAUGGCACGGUUGCGAGGGAUUUUACGUACAUUGAUGACAUUGUGAGGGGUUGCUUAGGAGCAUUGGAUACUGCAGAGAAGAGCACUGGCAGUGGUGGGAAGAAGAGAGGGCCGGCUCAAUUGAGGGUUUUCAAUUUAGGGAAUACUUCACCUGUGCCAGUCACAGAACUUGUGAGCAUAUUGGAGAGGCUCUUAAAGGUGAAGGCGAAGCGAAACAUAAUGAAGUUGCCACGAAAUGGUGAUGUGCAGUUUACUCAUGCAAACAUUAGCUUCGCUCAGAGAGAACUUGGGUAUAAGCCUACGACAGAUCUGCAGACUGGUUUGAAGAAAUUUGUUCGGUGGUACCUCAAUUACUACUCUGGUGGGAAGAAAGCUGGUGGUUGAUGGAUUCUCUUAGCUGUGUGGUAGGAACAUUGAAUUCUUGUUCAUUAUGAUUGUUGUGAUUGUCCUUUAGUGUUUCUCUUAACUGCACGAUCAUAUUGUGUUUCAUAUGUCUUCAUGAUGCCACGUAAGGAGGGACAUUGUUUCUUACACUGAGGAAGUUUUGUCAUUGAUGGAGAUCAUUUCCUGGAAUCUGUAACAAAUAUCAAACAAACUAUUCUUCUCUCAUUCUUUUUCCAGAAUGUAAUUGUUCUAGUUUCAGAAAUGUAGCAUUUAUGACCGAUAGACCAUAUGCUGAUUGGUGGCAGUGUAUUAUUCUUAUGCAAACUCAAUAAAAUAGCACACUAAAAUUUGAUUCC